Molecule: messenger RNA, 1022 nt
Organism: Echinops telfairi (small Madagascar hedgehog)
Lineage: Eukaryota; Metazoa; Chordata; Mammalia; Afrosoricida; Tenrecidae
Gene: PLAC1
Product: placenta enriched 1
Exons: 3
Coding region: 200-835 (211 amino acids)
Source: RefSeq, a predicted model, not a curated record
CUCUGCCCAGGAGAAAGCAAGCAAGACGGCUGCCUCAGAGAUUGCAAAAGGGGCUCAAGGAUUUCUUUGUCCUCACUGCCUUCCCCAGUGAGCACAAAGCCACGUUUCAAGAGAGACUGACAAAUUAUCUCCAGCUGCCAGAAGGAGAAAUCCUCACUGAACGGCUUCCUGUUUCCUGCGAGUCCUCACCUGCUGAGCCAUGAUGAAAGUCUUCGAGUCCGUUGGAAGGCUGGUCCUCCUCACCUCUGUGAUCGCAUCCUGCUAUGGCCAAAACCCAGUGACUGUGCUGUGCUCCAUAGAAUGGUUCAUGGUCACUGUACAGCCCUACAUGCUAAAUAGUGGCGUGUAUGUGCACUUCAGCGAGUUAUAUCUGGGCCAGGGCUGUCCUGCCAGUCAUGUUGAGCCACACCUCUACCAGUUCAUCUACCGUGUAACUGAAUGUGGCAUCAGAGUCAAGGCUGUCUCUGGGGACAUGAUCAUGUACAGCUCUGAGAUGCAUUAUGCUUCAAAGGGCACAUCUGCUAGGUAUGUGGUCCCAGUGUCCUGUAUGGCUCCCCAGAGUUCCCCAUGGCUCACUAAGCCCUGCCAUGUGAGUAGAGCCAGUGGGUAUGGGACCCCGGCCAAGGAUGAUAAGACAUCCUAUAAUGUGUUUGAACUGUCACCUUUUAAUGAGAGACCCGCCUGUGACUGUCCACCUUGUGUCUGUGGUGAAGAGGAAGGGGCCCUGGCUGUCCACGCAGAGACUCCAUCUGUUCCUGAGCAAUCACCUUACUUUGUAACUGACCUUUCUGAAGCUUGGUCUCUUCAUUCGGAUGACCUGAUUGGCUCCAUGUAAUGCCCAAGUGCAGGGUGGCCUGACGACAUUGUUUCUAGAAUUGAUGUAGCAUUUACUAAUAGCAGAUGCAAUGUUUAUAUGGCCCUUUUACUCAUACGGAAAGAGCUAAUUCAGCAAUGACUAAGCAAGCGAAGCUUCCUUUAUAUUUUUUAUCUUUUCUAGUAAAUAAAAUGUCUCUGGCACAAUA